Nymphaea colorata (pocket water lily) is the source of this 3198-nucleotide messenger RNA. Its product is annotated as leucine-rich repeat extensin-like protein 6. The record is from RefSeq and is a predicted model, not a curated record. NCBI's taxonomy places the organism in Eukaryota, Viridiplantae, Streptophyta, Magnoliopsida, Nymphaeales, Nymphaeaceae. The transcript has a single exon. Gene Ontology annotation, molecular function: protein binding. The coding region runs from base 309 to 2732 and encodes 807 amino acids.
UCCCUAAAAAAAUAAUCUAGAGAGAGAGAGACGUAUAGAGAGAGAAAGAGAGAAGACUUGUAGUGAGAGGAAUUGGAAAUAGAAAGAGAAAAGUGGGAAGUAGAGAGAGAAAGGGCAUUUUUUAGCUGGGUUCGUGCUGUCCCUGACGUUACUCACCAUCUCAUUUAUCUCCACUUUCCCCCCUCUAAAAACACCCCAAAACGCGAGGACAAUCCUCCCCAUCGGGCUUCAUCCCUCACCAAUCUCCGCCUCCCAAAUGUGCCGCGUCCCUUUCGGCAGGCCAUGCUCACAACCUGAGUAGAUCAGCAAUGCACCGUUCGACUACCACCAUCGUCUUCUUCUUCUUUCUCCUCCUCCUCAGUCCCACCUUCACCGUCUCCACUCUCCCCGUCGAUGAGGAGCUUGAAGUUGCAGAGGACAAAUGCCAGCAUAUACGAGUUAAUCCGUCAUACCAUUUCGAGAACCAGAGGCUAAGGAGGGCCUACAUUGCCCUCCAAGCAUGGAAAAGGGCCAUUUUCUCUGACCCCUUGAAUCUCACCGGCAACUGGGUCGGUCCCCAUGUGUGCAAAUACACAGGAGUUUUCUGCUCCCCGGCUGUUCAUGAUCCUAACUUGACCGUGGUUGCUGGUGUCGAUCUCAACCAUGGGGAUAUUGCUGGCUACCUCCCUUCGGAGCUGGGCCUGCUAUCCGACCUCGGCCUCUUCCAUAUCAACUCCAAUCGCUUCUGUGGUAUGGUUCCCAAGACCUUUGCCAAGAUGAAGCUCCUGUUUGAGUUGGAUAUCAGCAACAAUAGAUUCUCCGGCAGGUUUCCUAAGGUGGUUCUAGAUCUGCCGCAUCUGAAGUACUUGGACAUCAGGUUCAAUGAGUUCGAGGGCAAGGUGCCUAGCAGCCUCUUUGAUAAGCCACUUGACGCCAUUUUCAUCAACAACAACAGGUUCAAGUUCACCAUCCCGUCGAACUUUGGGAAUUCACCGGUUUCCGUCAUCGUCCUUGCUAACAAUGGCUUCCAUGGGUGCCUCCCUCCGAGCAUUACCAAUAUGUCUGGGACCUUGAAUGAGAUCAUAUUGAUGAACAAUGGGCUAAACUCUUGCCUGCCGCCCGAGAUCGGCCUGCUGGGGAACCUGACUGUGCUGGACGUGAGCUUCAAUCGGCUGGUGGGAAGCUUGCCGGGGAGCUUGGGGAAGAUGAAGAAGCUGGAGCAGCUCAAUGUCGCGCACAAUUUGUUCUCUGGAAAGGUGCCAGAGAGCAUUUGUGAUCUGCCGAGGCUGAAGAACUUCACGUUCUCCUACAAUUUCUUCACCGGCGAGGCGCCGAGCUGUUUGUGGCUUCCGGCGUUCGACGACCGGCGGAAUUGUUUGCCAGGGAGGCCCAAACAGAGGCCGCCGAAGCAAUGUAAGUCGUUCCUCCACCAUCCUGUUGACUGCGACUCGUUUAAGUGCGGCCCUGUUCCUCCUGUUCACUCUCCUCCUCCUCCGCCGCCACCACCACCUCCUCCUUCUCAUCCACCACCACCUCCUCCUUCCCAUCCACCACCACCACCACCUCCACCUCCUUCUUCUCAUCCACCACCACCACCACCUCCUUCUUCUCAUCCACCACCGCCACCACCUCCUCCUUCUCAUCCACCACCACCUCCCCCUCCGUCUCAUGGUAGUCCUUCUCCCCCGCCACCGCCACCACCACCUCCUCCUCCACCACCACCAUCUCAGUCACCAACGACACCAUCACCACCAUAUUGUAUCAGAUCACCACCACCACCACCGCCGCCUACUCAUUGUCCACCACCCCCUUCGGCGCAUUCUCGGCCACCUCCUCCACCGGUGCAUUCUCCACCGCCGUCGCCGCCGGUACAUUCUCCAGCGCCGCCAGCUCAUAGUUCGUCACCUCCUCCGCCGGUUCACUCUCUGCCACCUCCACCACCCUGCGUUGAACCACCUCCGUCACUGCCGCCGCCAUCACUCCCACGACCAUCGCUGCCACCACCGUCGGUACCACCACCAUCGCUGCCACCACCGUCGGUACCACCACCAUCGCUGCCACCACCAUCGCUGCCGCCACCGUCAGUUCCACCUCCGUCGCUGCCGCCGCCGUCAGUACCAGCACCAUCGCUGCCACCACCGUCGCUGCCACCUCUAUCUCCAUCGCCGCCACCUCCACCACCCUGCGUAGAACCGCCCCCAUCAACGCCACCUCCACCUCCACCUCCGCCGCCCUGCAUAGAGCCGCCCCCGUCAACGCCACCUCCGCCUCCACCUUCGCAACCUUGCAUAGAACCAUCCCCAUCGCUGCCGCCACCAUCACUACCACCACCGACGCUGUCACCGCCAUCACUCCCUCAACCAUCGCACCCACCGCCGUCGACACCUACACCAUAUCUGCCGCCUCCACCGCCAUCGCUAUCACCUCCACCAUGUGUAGAACCACCACCAUCAGUGGCACCUCCACCCCCACCUCCGCCUCCCUGCGUACAACCACCACCUUCUUUAUCACCCCCUUCAUUACCACCACCAUCUAUACCACCACCGUCACCAACAAGACCAUCUCUACCAUCACCUUCGCUCCAACCACCGUCACUACCACCGCCGUCAACAUCACUGCCUCUGUCGCCGCCACCACAACAUGGAUGUGAGACACCGCCACGGCAGCCAGGAGCUCCGCCUUCUUACAGCAGCCCCCUCCCGCCAGUCAAGGGCUUCUCGUAUAGUUCACCGCCACCGCCUCCUUUCUAUUGAUUCUUUUGGUAUUUUUCUUCAGAAGCACCAAAUUUCUUGUUGCUGCGAAGCUGAAUCCAUGGCUUGUUGUCUGUGAUCCUGAUACGUUGAUCCAGGAUGAGAGAAAGACAAGAAAAAUGCUGUAGGCAACCCAGUUUCCUAGUUUCAUUUGUCCAAUUUGAGUUAUGCCUCUUAAGUCUUAGUUUUACUUCUGUAUAAGAGUUUCUGUAAAAUGUUCAGACAGAGAAACACGAGAGUAAGCGAUGGUGAACAUCAGCGAGUCAUAUUUGUUUAGAAACAUUUGUGAAUAAAACUGGUGAGAGAGAGAGAGAUAUAUUAGUUGCAGGGGAAGGCGUGUGUAUAGAGGAUCAAAUUAUGCGGCAGUGCUGCUGGUAUCUCUCUCGUACUCUCUUCCUGUUUUGGGAUAAUAUCAUGAUUUUACAUAUGGAUUUUGCAGAAAUUGAAGAUUUGUUUUCCCUUUUUUUUA